AUGCGGCUUUUCCUCUUGGCCAGCGUCGCACUUGCGUUCCCAUUCAUCGCCGAGCUUGCUCAUGGAGCUGCUACACCACUUGCACUCGAGGCUAGAAAUACCCUCUUUGAUGCCCGCGCUCAAGAUGUCAACGGAAGUGCUGCUUUUGAUUUGCUGCACCCGCUCGAAGAGAGGGACGCCUUUACCGACAACCGUGGGCUUGCCGACGACAAACGUCUAACAUCUACGGGCGAGCGUCCCGCAGGAGCUUUUGCCACCACGUUUCAAAUCGGAUCCGGACGUCUGUUUGCAUGGCAGAGCAAGACGCCGCACAACGAGCGGGACGCCGAAUCUGUCUUUAUCAACUUGCACGGCGUGAACCGCAAUGCAAACACCUACUUUCGCAUUCUGAACAACGCGUGGGCCCACGCGAGGGAUGCUGGUGUCGGAUCUGCGCGGCCCAACUCUCUGAGGAUUGCACCCCUCUUCUUCAGCACGCUCAGGGACAGCAGAGCUAUCAACGCAAGCACGCUGGCAUGGGGCGACUCGAACACAUGGACAGGUGGUGACGGAAGCACCAACCCAGCGGGAUCCAACCUGAGUUUGUUCUCUGUGUACGACUUCUUUUUGGAAAAGUACAGCGAUAGCCGCAACUACCCGCGCAUGAGGACGAUCACCUUUUUGGGCCAUGGCGGUGGAGCUCAAGUGGUGCAGCGAUACGCAGUCCUGGGCCGAGACAACCCCGCUCCUGGACGUAUUAGCGUCCGCUACGUCGUUGCCAACCCUUCCUCCAUGCUCUAUUUCACUCGAGACCGCCCUGUCGAAGUGGACACUAGAAGUUGCAACUGGUUCGACGACUUUCGUUACGGUCUCGCAAACUACCGCAGCCCUUACCGUCUGCCCGGAAGCGCUGCUUUCCUCUUCAAGAGAUACGCCUCGCGGGACGUGCGAUACCUCGUAGCCAGCGACGACGACUCCUCGGUCGAGGGCGACCAGCUCUGCGGAGGCCGAGCAGCUGGCGGUCCGAUUCGUCACAAUCGAAGCUGGGCCUAUUGGAAGUACCUCAACCUGCUUAGCGGCAACAGCAACGCCUCCAUAAGAAGUCUUUUUGGUGAUUUCCCAGCUUUGGAACCAGGCAAGAGCAAUAAUGGAGGUCGGAUUCCUACAUCAUCUGCUGCUCACCUUGGCCAAUUCAGAGGAGUUAGCGUCAAUCAUCGAAUCGCUGCUGUGCACAACACUGGACACAGCGCAACAGCCGUCUUGGAGUCAGCAGCUGGUCGAGCUUUGAUGUUCCAAGCCAGAGAAACUCUUCCUAGGCAACAAAAUUGA
Ceraceosorus bombacis is the source of this 1308-nucleotide messenger RNA. The record is from the annotation of a GenBank genome assembly. NCBI's taxonomy places the organism in Eukaryota, Fungi, Basidiomycota, Exobasidiomycetes, Ceraceosorales, Ceraceosoraceae.